Solea senegalensis (Senegalese sole) is the source of this 2429-nucleotide messenger RNA. It is a transcript of the gene lrwd1, whose product is annotated as leucine-rich repeats and WD repeat domain containing 1. Gene Ontology annotation, molecular function: chromatin binding; protein binding. The record is from RefSeq and is a predicted model, not a curated record. The transcript is spliced from 16 exons. Gene Ontology annotation, cellular component: nuclear origin of replication recognition complex. Lineage: Eukaryota; Metazoa; Chordata; Actinopteri; Pleuronectiformes; Soleidae. Gene Ontology annotation, biological process: establishment of protein localization to chromatin; chromatin organization. Bases 177 to 2366 code for a protein of 729 amino acids.
GAACAUUACGACUGUGUGGGCUUUAUUAAUGUAGUUUAGUCAAGUAAGCAGUUAUUAGAGCAGUGUAUCAUAUUAGUUUGAGAGUCACUUAUUGUAUUGAGUUUGAGUUUGGUUAAAAACCUCGAACCCCCUGUGAAUGGUACCAGUAUCCCUGCUGUAGCUCUGCUAGAGAAACAAUGGAGAAAAUAAGUGAGAAACUUCUGCUGCAGAAAGGCUCGCCAAAGACCGACAGACUGGAGCAAAUCACCUCCCUGAAUCUGUCUAAGCUUGGACUGAAGCUUCGGGACUUGCCAGUCAGGUUGCUGUCCUGUCUGCAGUCCCUCGAGCGUUGGGAUCUGUCUGGAAACGCACUGCAAGAGUUACCCAAGAAUCUGAAGCUGCCUACACUUCGAUACCUGGAUCUGAGUGACAACCAGAUGGAGGAUGUGACAACUCUAGAGUCUCUAAGCAGCUUGGAGGAGCUGAAGAUGGAGGAAAACCUUUAUAUCACUGUGAGUGAUAAUUACAAACUGAUGGUACUGUUGCCCAACCUGAGGAUCUACAAUGGUAAAGAUGUCAGUACUACUGCCAACCAUUUGCGCUAUGUCUACACUGAGAACCUGAGAACCAGGAUCCAUGCACUGUGGGAGAGGAGCUUCCAUCUCCCCGAUCCUAUCACAGCAAAGAAGCUGUCUGAGCUGGAGACAGAGUUUGUCAACACUGCCCGUCACCAGGUGAAAUAUGGACCCAGCUCAGUCUCUGACUUCGUCAAAUGGAAGGUGGAGAUUAUGGCAAAAGAGUACCUGCACUCUCUGGUAGAACCAAAGACGCUACGGGAGAGCAACAAGACAACUGAUACAAAAGACAACUGUGAUAUCUCAACUCCUACUAAGAGGAAAAAAACACCAGAAACCAGCGUAAGUCUGGCGCCUGGUAAAAAGCUGUGCUCAGAUCUCCCUGACUCUUCAGCUGAAGACAGUCCUUGCAAAUCCCAACUCCUCCUCAAAUCUAAGACAUUUACUGAGAACAACUGUGUCAGGAUGAGCCCCCGCAAGAGAGGCACGUCUCCCUCCACCCCCGGCAGAGGACGGCCCAGGGUGGAGACACCCAGGACAGCUGCUAAGAGAGAGAACGGUGCACAGAUUAAAGAGGAGAUGGAUGCGGGUGCUAAACAGAGGGCUAUUGACAUGCUUCCUGCACUAAAGACACAGCAGCCGCUGAGUCUGAAGCCUCUUCACGUUCUCCAGUGCCACAGUAAACAGGACAGCAGCGAGGAUUUCUCCACUCAGCUGUGGGCCUGUGCUUUCCAGCCGCUGCCACCUUCCUCUGGCGGUGCUGGAGGAACCCGUAUGGUUGCCACCUGUGGAGGUGACUCUAUCUGUGUGAUUGACUGUGAAACAGGGAUGGUGAUGAAGAAAUACAAAGUUCCUGGGGAGGAAUUCUUCUCCUUGGCCUGGUCCACUGUGUUGAUGUCCAGGGGAGGCGGGGCCUCAGCUCAACACUGCAGCAUCCUGGCAGCUGGUGGAAAGAGAGGACUGGUCAAACUGAUCCAUCCCCGAAACAACGUGGCGUACGGGGAGUUCAGAGCCAGUCGCAAGUCCCUGUCUGUCCUCCGCUUCAACCAUCACAAGGGAAACUACCUUUUUACGGGAUCAUAUGAUAACAGGAUAUUGAUGUGGGACAUUGGUGGAGUGGACAGCCAGUACAACUUCAAAGUUGUUCAGUUACUGCUGUUGGAAACCAGUGCCACACCUCUGCACAUCUGCCUCCCUCCCACCUCCCCGAGCACUCACCUGCUCACAGGCUGUGAGGACGGACUGCACUGCUUCAACACACAACUUGGUGCCAACAGCACCACCAAGAGCAGGUCCAAUGAGAUGGAGAUAACCUUCCCCAUAUAUGAGAGGGAAGACAAAGACCAUGACUACCACACUGUGGAUGGCCUGAGUUUCCUUUCUGAUGACAUAGUCGCCUCCAAGAACUACUUGCAUGGUUCAAUUUACCUGUGGAGCUGGAGCAGGACUAAGGCUCAGCGGCCUGAUAAGAAGAGCAGGACAGUGUUUGCUGUGGUUCUUGCUGAGCUGCAGUGGGCCAACACUGAGAUUCCAUACCUGGCUCUUAACACAUGUCCUGGUCAGGUCUAUGUCGUGUGUGGUGAUGACAAAGGCAGGCUGUGGACAUACCACGUCUCCCACCUCCACACUGGGAAAGCCAUACCCCCCACUGAGGUGCUCGAGUGGCCGAUGCCUUUAAGGACGGAUCACAGCCAAAUGGACGGCCCCUCCAUCAACAGUGUAGCAAUGGACCCUGAGCUCCAGUACUUGGUGGCUCUUAGUGACAAGAAUAUGGUGAUGGUGUGGAAAAGAGACCAGUGCUCCUCCUCCUGAGCAGCGUUCCUCCUCCUGACCAGUGCUCCUCCUCCUGAGCAGCGUUCCUCCUCCUGACCAGUG